Messenger RNA from Chaetomium strumarium, 1161 nucleotides. RefSeq names its product nucleophile aminohydrolase. NCBI's taxonomy places the organism in Eukaryota, Fungi, Ascomycota, Sordariomycetes, Sordariales, Chaetomiaceae. The record is from RefSeq and is a predicted model, not a curated record. Gene Ontology annotation, cellular component: cytosol; nucleus; proteasome core complex, beta-subunit complex. Gene Ontology annotation, biological process: proteasomal protein catabolic process. The transcript has 4 exons. The coding region runs from base 85 to 696 and encodes 203 amino acids.
GCCUGAAGCUCCAAGACAGCAAGCGGAAGGGAGCUUGCCUAUCCACAACAACAACCACACCGGCGAUUCUCACACAACGCAAACAUGGAGGUUCUCCUCGGAAUCACGGGCAAGGACUUCACCUUGAUCGCGGCAUCCAAGGCCGCCAUGCGCGGGGCUACCAUCCUCAAGUCGUCCGACAACAAGACGAGGCAGCUGAACAAGCACACAUUGAUGGCGUUCUCUGGAGAGGCUGGAGAUACGGUGCAGUUUGCGGAAUACAUCCAAGCUAAUGCGCAGCUCUACUCGAUGCGCAACGAGACCGACCUCUCCCCUUCAGCUUUAGCACACUUUGUUCGCGGCGAGCUAGCGUCGAGUCUGAGGUCGCGGAAGCCGUACAACGUCAACCUCCUCCUGGGAGGCGUCGACCCCAUCACACACAAGCCAAGCCUGUACUGGCUAGACUACCUUGCCGCGUUAGCCCCGGUACCAUAUGCGGCCCACGGAUAUGCCCAGUACUACUGCCUCUCUAUCCUCGACAAGCACCACCACCCGGAUAUCGACAUCGAACAGGGCAUGAAGCUUCUCAACUUAUGCGCAGAUGAAUUGAAGAGGAGAUUACCGAUAGAUUUCAAGGGCAUGGUGGUGAAAGCGGUGACAAAGGACGGGAUCAUUGACAUGGACUUUGACGAUGACAAGGUAGUCAAGAGCGCUUGAUUUUCUGGGGAAUGGGGAAUGGGGUUCUAUCGUGUAUAAUACCCGACCCGGCCAAAUGCGCGCAUGGACGGCGGCCGAAUGCCUGCUUUGCGGUAUCAUGUGCUCGUUUAAGCCAGGUGAUACUCUCGAAGCCCGCUACAUGUUACUGGAGUCUCGGCUCCAGAACCGUCGCACCAGUUAGACACUACUUAGGUCAUGCUCGGCUGCGUAAGUUGAAUGCUGUUAUGUAUCCAUAAAGGCCGCAGCCUCUGGACAGUGCCUGUUCUGCCUUACUGUCCUUAAAGCUGGAAGGUGCUUAAUGGACGGUUGACCGCGAUUCAGCCAUUCGGAAAAUGAAUGUCGACAAUUGUAAGAGUAUACCCCCACUCUCGAUCUGCGGGAAAAGGAUCAAUUUCUGGCUUAAACCAUUCGAAGGCAUCUUGCAGCCAGUUUGAGUUUUCGCUCAUCCGUGCAAAUGGCCCAUUG